Molecule: messenger RNA, 516 nt
Organism: Fusarium pseudograminearum CS3096
Lineage: Eukaryota; Fungi; Ascomycota; Sordariomycetes; Hypocreales; Nectriaceae
Exons: 1
Coding region: 1-516 (171 amino acids)
Source: RefSeq, a predicted model, not a curated record
AUGCCUCAUCCCACAAUGGAGACUAUCAACCCAGCACUGUUGAUGCGCCAAGCAUCCCAUGCUCCUCCAAGUUCAAACAGACCAUCAAACCCAGCAAUUGCAAGCCAAUUUACUGGACCAGUUCAACAGGCUACUCCACCGUCCUCGCCAUACCCCAAUAGCGAAAGGCAAAGCGCCUGGAUGGGAAGUGUCGGCUUCACAACUCGCUUCACUAGAGACAGUAUGGGAUACGGUCGAGCAAUUUCAGAAACACAGGCUACCGCCUAUGAACCCGAGCCCCUUCAGCCUCUGUUCGGAAGAUCGGUUUCCCUAUCGCCCUUGCCUGAGCCCAGAAGCGAAAACGCGCAGAUACCAUCGGGAAAUAGGAUGGGAGGGGACUUGGCAUGGCUAUAUGGGCGGCCACAGUCAGGAUACAUUCAGGGACAGAAUGUUAUUAUUUGCAAUGGUGAACAAAGAAUAGUGGCGGAAAAGAUGUACAUCAGUCGUGGUUUUAGAGGAGCUGGGACGAGUCGUUAA